AUGUAGUUGUUGUGUAAACUAAGCUAGCUAAGGUUACAUCCCCUGAACAUACACACGUGUUGAAGCUGUCCGCUUAUGUUAGAGCCUGUAGGACAAUAGUAGUAACUGCCGAGAAACUACAAAACCCGAGGGGGAUAUGUGUGUGUUCACGGAAGACUUUGUUGAUGCCGAGCCGCUUUAGCAGUAGACAGUAUGAGUGGUCAAAGUCCUUCAGCCUCUAAUGGCAUCACUCCAGUCCAGCAGAUGGCAGCGUCCUGCUCCGGAGCCAUCCUCACAUCUUUAUUUGUUACACCUUUGGAUGUUGUGAAGAUCAGACUGCAAGCGCAGAAGAAUCCCUUCCCCAAAGGAAAAUGCUUUGUCUACUGCAACGGACUCAUGGAUCACUUAUGUGUGUGUGAAAACGGCAACUCCAAGGCCUGGUACAAAGCCCCUGGUCACUUCAAUGGCACACUGGAUGCUUUCGUCAAGAUAGUCCGCAAUGAAGGAAUAAAAUCAUUAUGGAGCGGUCUACCUCCAACCCUAGUCAUGGCAGUCCCAGCGACAGUGAUCUACUUCACGUGCUACGACCAGCUGUGUGCAGCGCUGAGGGCCCGGAUGGGAAACCGCGCUCAGGAGGCUCCUCUUCUAGCAGGAGCUAUCGCUAGAGUGGGUUCAGCGUCAGUGAUCAGCCCUCUGGAGCUGAUCCGUACAAAGAUGCAGUCUCGGAAACAGUCGUACAGGGAGCUGACAACCAUCAUCCGCUCUGCAGUGCAGACAGAGGGCUGGCUGUCUCUGUGGCGAGGUUUGGGGCCCACACUCUUCCGAGACGUGCCCUUCUCCGCCAUGUACUGGUACAACUAUGAGAGGGGCAAGAGCCUGCUGUGUGAAUGGAACAACCUGAGAGAACCUACGUUUGCUAUUACCUUCAUAUCUGGAGCGUUGUCUGGCUCUUUUGCGGCCAUUGUAACGUUACCUUUUGAUGUCGUCAAAACGAGAAGGCAGGUGGAGCUGGGAGAGCUACAAGCAAGGAAUUUGUCGUAUCAGGUCUCGUCCUCCACCUUCACUGUGAUGAGCAGGAUUGUGGCGCAGCACGGUUUCACUGGACUGUUUGCAGGUUUCCUCCCAAGGGUCAUCAAAGUGGCCCCGGCCUGCGCCAUCAUGAUCAGCACUUACGAGUUUGGGAAAGCUUUUUUCCGCAAACACAACCAGGAGAGGAUAGUCGGGCCACUGCAGACCAGCAACACCUGAUAGUUUUCUAGUCAUUUCCCUCCAAACCAAACAGCACUACAAAUACUGUGAUACUAAAGCAGGGGAGAAAAGGCUUGUUUUGCCAAAUUAAAAACACAAGCAGAAAUGGAAGUAGAAAAAAUGAACUGCUUGACCCAUUUCUGCACUACAAGAUUCCUAUUAAAUUCCAUAUUAGUAUUUAUAAAUGAAUAUUUUUUGAUUUUAUGUUCACUUUUACAAAUCCUAUGUGCAUAAGAAGUUAUAUUUUGUUUUCUCAGCAUUCAAAUCACUUAUGAUGCAUUGAACAGCCAGCAGAUGGCAGCCACAGUUUUUCUAAUAUGUGAUAUGUGAUAAUGCGCACUGAAGUUCUUACAUUAGAAAUGAGAGAAUGAGAGAUUAAUCUUUGUUAUUCCUCUGUGUGUCAGUCAGAGUCAGCAUUUCCUCCCCCGACGCUGAGAAACGACCUUUAUGUUUUGCACUUUCUCUCCAGUCCUAUAACCUGUGAAAACACGUGACAGAGAGACAAAAGCCCAAAUUGUGCCAUUUCAAAGCCAUUCAAGUGGGGAAGAGAACGUGAACUUUUUGAAAAUGUAAUGUCUGAAAUGUUAAAUAUACUUACCUUUUAGUCUUUGGAAAUUCCUGUCAUUCACUGACUUUGUACAAGCUUCAUCACAUCUGUUCACUGUCAACAACAAACUCAAAAGUCACUGUCAAAUUCUCACUGUUUGAGUUAGUGGAGUUUAUUUAAAAUGAAGGAUAAAAAAGCAAACAAAUCCAAUAAAACAUCUGCUGCAUGUCUGUGCAAAUGAUUGCUGGAACGAGCUAAAGGCAAAGUCAUGUGUUCAGUGUUGAGGUACACGGCUAGUCACCAAUUUUUUAAAAAAAAUUUACACUAUAUAACGAUAUUCUGCAAAUACACUCAAUCUCAAAAAUAUCUGUUGCAAGAUAUUAUUUACCAGGUCCAAACACAGAUCAUUAUUCAAAGUUUUAGGUGCAAUCUAUUUGUGUGACUAGCCAUUAAAAUACUGCAUUGAAUAAUUAAGGAAUAAUAAUCUGUGUAUAGUAAUGCUUAAAGGGAAACCCCAAAAUCAAAAACAUUUUUUUCUCUUACCUGUAGUGCUGUGUAUCAAUCUGGAUUUUUUAGGUGCAGAAAUCUCUGCAGCCAAUAUCUCCAAAAAUCAGCAACUCGCACCUAAACAAUCUAGAUAGAUAAAUAGCUCUAACUGUCCCUUAACCUUAAAGUAGUGAACGGUAAUUAUUAAUUGUAGGGAUCAUUACCUGAGAACAAAAUCAUGUGACACUGCAUCAUACACAACAUUGAACACUGAUAAACAAAAAGAGAGAAAAGUGCAAAAAUAUUUUCGGCAUUUGACAUAAUGUGACAAACGUGGCAGUACAUUCAUCAUAAAUCAAAGAGACCACUAGAUUAAAAUUAAAAAAUCAGUGGCAGCAGAAUUAGCACAGACGAGAUUAAAAGACCUUUCCAAAUGAUUCAUAGUGACAAGAGACUAAACACCGACUGGCUUUCAAUAUUUCGUGUUUUCUCAAAACUUUGAUCUACAAUCAGUAUUUUCAGCAUGCUAUUAUUUCCUGGGAAACCUUUCAGUUCUUGCUUUCUAAUCUUUUGAUUUAUUUCCCAUAGAGGAAAAAAAACUAUGUCCCACAGAUAAAAACAUCAACAAAACAAAGAAUUUAAACGCAUAUUGAGAGGUAAAGUCCCUCUUCUUCAACCAUCAACCACACUUUAUUUUGGGAAAAAAUAUAUGUGCAGUAUUAAAUAGCGGGAAACAAAUCAUUUCUUGAUCCCAUUUAAAUAGUGCCAAUGUGAUGUUUGUCAAUUUAAACGAUAAUUUAGUAAGUCAAGAAAACUGUUGGAAAUAUAAAAUUGUGAAAAUACAUAUUUAGAAAGAUUACACCCCCAAAAAUCGUGCAAGUGACAUCAUAAACUUUUUUUUUCGCUGAAGCUUCAGUGCCUGUGUUUUUCGUUCCGGGAUGCACUCAAGAAGCAUAGCUGCCGCUCUCGACAUUGCCAGAUUUAUAGUGAUUUUCAACUCUUUCAUGAUAUUUUCCCUCAAUUUUGAAGAACAAACACCCUUGUCUGUGUCUGUGAUAUAAAUUUUGCAAGACAAGAAAUCACUGAGUACUAAACUUAAUGAUGCUAACAAACAAACUACGACACACUGCAACUUUCUAU
Messenger RNA from Plectropomus leopardus (leopard coralgrouper), 3400 nucleotides. RefSeq names its product solute carrier family 25 member 40 (gene slc25a40). Gene Ontology annotation, cellular component: mitochondrion. The record is from RefSeq and is a predicted model, not a curated record. Gene Ontology annotation, biological process: mitochondrial transmembrane transport. Lineage: Eukaryota; Metazoa; Chordata; Actinopteri; Perciformes; Serranidae.